AUGGAGAAAACGCUCAAGAUAAGCAACGCAUGGAAAGAACUGGAGGAAUCCCGAAGAGAAGGAGAAGAGAAGGAUCGUAAAAUUGAAGAGCUCAACAACAAUAUCUUCUGCUUCAUAAAGCAUUAUGAUGCAAUUGCCAAGCUUUGUAUGGAACUGCAGGCAUCAGAUGGGCAAAACGGAUUCGAGGGAUUCCUGAAAGCGAUGGAAAAUGUGCAACAUUUGAAAGGCAAGGAGCUUUUUGACUUGAAAAAAACUGUGAAUCAACAUAAAUUCACAAUCAAAACACUGGAAGGACAUUUGGAAAAGAAAGAAGAUUAA
Molecule: messenger RNA, 318 nt
Organism: Caenorhabditis remanei
Lineage: Eukaryota; Metazoa; Nematoda; Chromadorea; Rhabditida; Rhabditidae
Exons: 1
Coding region: 1-318 (105 amino acids)
Source: RefSeq, a predicted model, not a curated record